Ictalurus punctatus (channel catfish) is the source of this 9260-nucleotide messenger RNA. It is a transcript of the gene magl, whose product is annotated as MAX dimerization protein MGA-like. Gene Ontology annotation, cellular component: MLL1 complex; nucleus. NCBI's taxonomy places the organism in Eukaryota, Metazoa, Chordata, Actinopteri, Siluriformes, Ictaluridae. The transcript is spliced from 27 exons. Gene Ontology annotation, biological process: cell fate specification; regulation of transcription by RNA polymerase II; positive regulation of DNA-templated transcription. Gene Ontology annotation, molecular function: protein dimerization activity; DNA-binding transcription factor activity, RNA polymerase II-specific; RNA polymerase II cis-regulatory region sequence-specific DNA binding. The record is from RefSeq and is a predicted model, not a curated record. The coding region runs from base 751 to 8529 and encodes 2592 amino acids.
AUAUAUGUGUGUGCGCGCGCUACAGUUGACGUAAUGCACGGUACAGUUCGGUACUAAGAGACAAUGAAGCCGAAAUACGGCGAAGAAACUCGUGGAGCACUUUCAGCACGUGUGCGGUGCUGACGAUGAAAGGCAAGUGGGCUGUAGAUAAAACACGCGCGCUUAGAAAAAAAAAUUAAACUCAUGGCCACGGAAUGCGUGCGCGCUGUUUCCUUUCUGAAGCGCGUGCAAAAAGCGGGACUCCCGCUUCGCGUUGGACUUCUGCGGGAAUCACGCGCUGUCUUGGUUUGCGCGCAUGUGCAGUCAGUCGCGUGUAUUUCAGCUCCAUACAAGCCACCAUUGGUGAGUUUGGGUUCUUCGUCGAAGUUGUCCAGCUUUGCGCAGCUCGCACGUCUGGCCGAGGGGGCGUGGUCCAGCGGGAAAGUGACGUCAAUGCACACCCUCUAAAGCUUCAAAAUACAGCCGAUUCCACUGUAUUUUUUUUAAUACGUUUCUGCCCACAGGACUGCUGUUGCCUGGCUGGAUUGAGCUUGUCGUCUUUUAUCAACACAGCAGUAACAUCAAAGACAAAUGAAUAGCAACUGAUGGACUACUUUCAAUAAUUACAAACUUAAAUGUUAUGUGACUACAACUUACCUGUUUGCACAAAGACCCUGCACCAGGAUGCCUAGCAAACAAAGUCUGGCUCUAGGGUGAAAGAAUCAGACUGCCCUUUACAGGAUUGACUGUGGCUUUAAUAUUGCUUACACCAUGAAGGGUGAAGGAACUGAACUGACAUUGGAAAAGGAGAGAUUGCCAGGAAAUGCUUGUCUAGUCUCCACUCCACACUCAGUGUCUGUGGUUUUGAAGCCUGGCGAAAUUGAUGAGUGUUGCAACAACCAAGCAAACCAGCGAGUUACCUUGUCCCCUAUUACACUUACUCAAAGCUCUACCCAGGAAAGUCACACAAGCCGGGACAUUAAAGCUACUCUGGAGAAUGAAUCGGUUUGGAGUCGGUUUCACAGCUUGGGCACAGAGAUGAUCCUCACAAAGCAAGGCCGGCGCAUGUUCCCUUGCUGUCGCUUUAGACUGAGUGGAUUAGAUCCACAAAGGAAGUACUUUCUGGUUAUGGAAAUCAUGUCUUUAGAUGAUUUUACCCACAAAUGGAAUGGAAAGACAUGGGAGCCUGUUGCAGUGGAUGAGCCGCAUGUGCGGGGACAGAUUUGUGUUCAUCCAGAGUCCCCAGCCCUGGGCCAACAGUGGAUGGAUAGCCCUGUAUCCUUUUACAAGGUGAAGCUAAGCAAUGACUCCUUGGACCAAGAGGGCUGCGUGCUUUUGCGUCCAAUGCACCGCUACCUACCGCGACUGCAUAUUGUUCCUGUGGAUCCAGAUUCAGAAAGGACUAUUGCACUUGAUGGUCCAAAUGUUAAGUUAUUCAGCUUCCCCCAAACGGAGUUUUAUGCAGUCACCAGCUACCAGAACCCCCAGAUCACUCAGCUUAAAAUUGACUGUAACCCUUUUGCAAUGGCCUUCAGAGAAGACACCCCGAGCAUUCGUCUGCUGCAAGACAAACUCAGGCUCUGCUCUUCUGCUGGUACACACUUCCGAUCUCCUCUUCUAAGUUUGGCCCAGAAUGUAAGUGGAAAGCAGAAAGAGGGUGCAGUAAAGAGCAAAACCCCAACCUGCAUUCAAGACAACAGAAGAAAGGUUGUUUAUCCAGGAUCAGCAUCUCUUAAAGAAGGAGAGGGGAUCUUUACUAAAAUGAGAAUUGCCAAUUUCAGUUGCCCAACUGAUAUGGCUUUGUGCCAAGAGAAUACUGAUAACAGUGAGAAUGAUGGAGGAAAUGAAGCUGUUGUGAAUAAAUGUCCUCUGGAACCUGUGCUGGAUGAGCAUGUAGCACCUUUGGAUUUUGAACCAAGUGUAACUGAGUCUUUAGAAGAACCCUUGCCAAGCACUGAUGAACCAGUUCCUCAGUUAAGCAGCACUGAAAAUCCGAGAUCUUCGGAGGCUUCUAAGGAUGCUGUUAAGUCUCAAAUAAUCUGCGCAAACAGUGACUCGCCUACGAAAUCAUCCAUGGCUACUCCGAGUCCUCAGACUCGGGGAGAAAUAGAGUCUGGUGCUGUUUCCCUGCCCAGACCACCUUUCCUUGAUGGUAGUCAAGUACACGAGCAUAAACCAGGACAUAGAUGUAAUCGAAGGAGCAGGAAAGCUAAAUCUAAAAGGUGGUCUAAUGCAAAGUAUGCAAAAUCCCCUCCUGCGGUUGUGCCGCUUAAUGUUCCUUUGCAACCAGACCUUGAAGAUGUGGAGGGAAUGUUGUUUGUAUCUUUUGUCGCAAAGGAAGCCUUAAAUAUUCCUGUUGAAAACAUAAAAGAAAGUGAAACAUCUGUGCCUCCACCAUCUCCAACACAUGACCAGUCAGAUAAUCAUGAUGCUGAAGAUGUCAGUCUUUCUAUAGAGGAAAGGAUCGCCAAAUUGGAGAACAUUUUACUCCUUCAUCUAAAACAGCAAAAGUACAGACAGGUCAUUCACCCACGCCUACAAGACGUUGGCAUGAAGUUGAGCCUUUUGGAUCCAAAGUUACCUAUAGACUUGCAGUACCUUGGUGUGCACUUGCCCCAUCCCCCACCUAUUCACGAGGGUUCGGAUAAAAUGAAUCCCACGAGCCUGUCGUCUUCUCCUGAUGCAGCUGGAUUUUUUGUGUCACGGACUGGGAAGACUAAUGAUCCCACAAAGAUAAAAGGGUGGAGAGAGAAAUUUAAGACCAACACAGUACAGAAUGCACCUGAAGGCCUGAAAAACAGUUCAGCAUUCUGUAGUGAAAUGCUGGAUGCAUAUCUUGAAAACGAGGCCCAGCAGAUCAGCGAUCGUGUUGCUGUGUUUUCCAAAUGCUCUGCGUUGCCAGUAUCAUACCAGCUACCUUCGAAGAGCAGCAGUUAUGUAGUUACCCUGGAUAGUUUACUCAAGACUAGAUCUAUUUCAUCAAGCAAGGUCUGCACUAAACCGACGGACAAAAUCCAGCCCGUAUCUUCACCUAGAAGAUCUCCAAGCUCUGCUGUACCUUUGUCUCCAGUAGGAUUUCAAAAGAAAAGGAGAACAUUUGCACAUCCGUUUCAAUCGCAUCGACAUACAGUUCAAGCCAACAGAUCCAUGAGCUUUGUUUCUAGACGUGGACUGAAGAAACAACCUGGCAAGUCUCAACUGAGAUGGAUCCCUGUAAAAGUAAAAGAUCAGAUGAUGCUUGAAGAGAUGGAGAAAGAGGCAAUCUUUCAUGGUAAAGUUCGUACACACAUCACUACUAUGAGAGCAAAAUUUGCUCUUACUUCUCUGCUUAAUUUCCAGAAAUCGGGUAAAAGGCCUGGGUUCCCCAUGCACCAUAAAGCUGCAAAUGCAUGUUCUGAGGAUUUCUGUCGUUUGGGCUGCAUGUGUGAUAGCUUGGACAGGGAAAUCCGAGGGCCUACACACUGUCGGAGAGUUGAGUGCAUGUUUGACUGCAACUGUUUCAAGCACAAAGUUCUUCUGCUCCACCCUCCAAAAGAGGCAGCAAAUGUUCUGCGAGGCAGGAAGAGAUCAGUACUGGCUUUUCCUAUAGCAGACCCAGAGAGGGAACCCAGACCACCACCUGCACCGAGUAUCACAACCUUAUGGAAAAGGGCUACAGGAGAACAUGACCCUGAGCCAUUAUUUGUUCCUGCGCCUCCGAUUUCUUCUAAAAACCUGUCUCGUUUGCAUACCAGUCUUACCCAUUCCACUAGUCAGGUGCCGGAGGAAGAUAAAGAUCCCGUUUAUCUGUAUUUUGAGAGUAUGAUGACAUGUGCUCGUGUGAGAGAGUACAACAGUAAUCCACCACCUCAGAUACACAUGUUCCCUACCAAAAAAGAAAUGACAGGACCUGAACAGCUUAAUGAAGUAGCUGAAGCCGGUGAACCACCUUCUUCUCAAAAAACACCAGAAACAAAUCCCACAGAGACUCUGAUAAAGCCAAGUGAGCCUCAGCCCACUAAAAUGCUGGAAAUCCUGUCUGAGUGCAACUGGGAGCCUCAUCGGAAUUUGGUGCUGAGCGCACUGUUCCGGCGCAUGAACCGCAACCUCCUCUCUGAACCUUUCUGCUUUGGCAUGUACAAAAUACAGCUACUUUCUACUACCACCAAACGAGUAAACAGGUCCUCUACAGUUACUUACAAAGUGUGCAUCUCCCGGGCGGAUGAAAAAGAGAUGACCGAAGACUUGCUGCCGCCAGUGAAGAAGUCCUCGAGAAACCAAAGUUUAAAAGGUUUUGUGACCAAACUUCCGAAAACCGAUGAAACACAAGCUCAGAAAGCAGCCGCUGACACUGACUCUGUGCAAAAGAGUAGUGGCUUGGUGGAAAAGAAACAAAAAAAGCUACCCAGUAAGAGACUGUUAAGGGCUUGGCCCUUCUUCACACAUGCUGCUCCUGUUGGUUGUCUCAAGGCAGAUAAAAAGAAACCAGGAAGCCAUACACAAGGUCAAAUUAAGGUAAAUGGCAAAACAUACACUCAAGCAAAACUCCUGCUGGGCCAACUGGGAGCAUUACAUCCAGUGAAUCGCGUUGCAGCUUUCAUCACUGGCAGGCUACUGUCUACACUUCGAGAUCAACCUAAAAUUGAAUAUAUUAUCAACAGAGCUUGUCCUCCCAAAGUGGCAAAUGUUUCAAAUCAAACUCCUUCAAGUCUUGCUGCAGCCAGACCUCCUUUAGCCGGUGCGCCCGAACCGAGCACCGCUUCCAAAGACAGAAGAUCAAACAUAAGUCCCUCGAAUGCCCUUUCAAAACAUGUGGGCCCAGACCUUUGCAAAUCCCCCACUGUGCCUGAUGGCACCAGAUUUCUUCUUGUGUCAUUAACACCUUCCAACUCUGCAGCUGUUCCUUCAGCAGAAACUGUUACUAGUUCCACCCUCCCACCUGGCCAACAAGUGGUUCUGCAGGCUGCACCAGGAAUGCAAGGGUCGAACUUUUUGUGUCAGUACAAUGGCCAAAUGAUCCAACUCCAGCCCAUCAGCCCUGGGCCUCUUGUUCAGCCACCACCCGGUUCUGCCAUUGAAGGUGCCACUUCAAAGGUUAUGCAAUCAGCUUAUAAUUCUUCUCUGCCAGCAGACACCAGAUCUCUUCAGAAGCCUUUAAACUCUACUCCGCUUACAACAGUGUUACCCAAGCCUUUCCCAGUCAUCGCACCCAAAGUGUUUUCUCUGUCAGCAAAGAGUGGCAUGAACAUUGCCAAUGGCAUGCCAGCGUUUCAUUUACACUCAAGUUUCCCGGGUAAAACAGGGACAUUCUCUUUCCGAAUAUGUCCCCCUAAUAGUGAGGGGAAGCCUGUAGGAUCUGAGCAUGGUGAUAAGCCUCUUGAACCCUCCGUUGACAGUCCUUCUACUUUGGUGCUUCCUGGAGGUUUCACCUUGAUAAAACUCGUUCACCCUGCUGUGCCAGCUGUUCCUGCAAAUGUCACUUCAGCUGCUUCUCAUCCUGCCGAAAUCCCACAGAAUGAUGAAAACAUGAAAAAAUCUCUCUUACAGAGUGGCUCCCCGAGUCUUGAACAAAACAGUCAGGUCUCAGACAGCAUGACAAAACCACUUACUUCCGAAACAUCAAAUUGUAACUCUGUACAGGGGGCUACAGCUGGCUUAAGCCAGAGCAACCAUGGCUUUCCCUCAGAAGGUGUUAUUAAAGAUGAGCCUGUGGAACACUUCUCUGAGUCAGUAAAUACAGUGAGUCUAGGCAAGUAUGAUUGGGUACCUGAAGGUGCUGAGAUUGUACACAAAAGUGAUGUCAUUGAUUCGGAACCUAACGAAGCGGAUGAUUGGCCACCCAACGGAGCAGAGCGAAUUUUGUGGAUAGACUCUGCUGAUGAAGAGGAGACUGAAGAUUUGAAUAAAGAGCUGAACAAGAAUUCGGAUGUUGCUGCUGGAAGCCAAGCUGCAGAGGAAGCCAGUGAGUCAACAACAGGAACUGUUAAAGCUGACUUUAGUAGCAGUAAUGAAUGUCUUUAUGAAGAUAAACUCCACUUUAAUGUAAAACAGACUCCAAAACCCCCCCACGUACAUGAAAAUGGUUUGCUACCUGAAGAAGAUGCAUGUUCUGAAAGCUCUCAUGCCCAUGAACAUCUGAAGUCUAGCAUGCCAAAUAAUGACCCAGGAAAAGUCUGUGAUCCAUUCGUGAAUGAAGCUAUCUCCAACACUGCAAAUAUCAGUCAAAUUGAGCCACCUCGGAUAUCCUUUGGCUCCCCUAAUAUCAGAGAACAAGUUAUGGUUCAAGAAAAUUGCCCCCUUGUUCUCAUUAAAAGUGAGCCAUAUGACAAACCAACAGAGAUAGACUUGGUUGGUAAUGAGCCUGACAUCAAGAACCAAGGCCUUCUACCUGAAAAUAGCACUGUACGCAUCAGUAAAAUAGAAAGUUACAACAGUCAAGCAGGGGAGAAUACACUUCUUGAUAACUUUCUUAUCAGGGAACAAAGGCUUGGCUCUGCUAAUAAUUACGGUGUUUCUAUUAAAAUAGAAUCAUGCAGUGACUCAUCCAGGACAGACUCCUCCUUCAUGGAUGAUGUCGCUAAAGAGCAUAUUGGCUCAGAGAAUAUUUUACCACCGAUCAAUAAAGAAGAGCCCAAUACGUAUCAAACAGUGUCCGGCUUUUCCAGUGACCCGAGUAAGCAAGGUUUGGGUUCAGAAAAUAUUUCUCAAAUCCUUAAUUAUAAGGAAUUUUGUAAUUAUCCAGCGAAACCCAACACUAUAGCUUCACUGCAUGCUGAAGACAGUCAUGAGAAUAUUGACGUUGCUAGUAAUGCUUCAUGCGCUUUACUGAAUAGUCAGACACCUGUGAUGAACUCUCCACCUACAGCACAUCUGCUAAACACGGCCUCCUUGUGUCAGAAAACCGGCCUGAAAAACAUUUCACCCUUUUCUCAUAAUGUCCAUAAAUCAUCCCCAUGCCAAUCAGAUGAUUUUGGCAACCUGUCAGACAAUUGUACUAAGACAUUCAAAAGAAAUAAGCAGGAUUUAAGAGAGGGAAAAGAUGAAGCGGAGCAUAGGAGCAAUCGGCUGAAGACGGCAGUAGGAGAGCUGUGUGACGAAGAAAUUACCGUGGAUGUGGUGAACUUGAGUGAAGAGGAAGAUCAAAGUGACGAGUCUGACCGAGAUGAGGACAGUUCAAGUGAUUAUGGUGAGGAUGACUCAAAUAGUGAUGAAGAGGAGUCCAGUAAUAAUUCCACUAGUGACACUGAAACAACAGAUGAUGGUGCGGACAUAUCUAAUGAAGACGACGUUGACGUUGAGUCGUUUGAGGACAAUGAUGGAAAAUGGAUUAUAGACAUGAUAAAAGAUGAAACCAGGCAUAAAUUGAAUGCAAAGAGAGCAGCUAAAUUGAGAAAAAAGGUUAAGCACCUUGCGAGCAUUAUUGGCACAGCAGGAUCUGUGCCAAUGCAGGAGCUAGAAAAACGUUUAAAUCACACUGAAAAAGAGCGUGUUCGCCGAGAUGAAAUGCGUCAGUACUUUGUUGCGCUGAAAAAAGCACUGAAUGUUGAUGAACGAGUCAGACUGUGCAGGCACGAUAUUCUCAAUCAGGCUCGACUUAUGAUUCAGGCUCUCGAGGACCGGAGCCAUUGCUUAGAGGAGAAGAAAAAAGCCUUAUUUCAGAGACGGUCUGCUUUUCUCAACAAGAUUGUAGAAUUAUCUGAAAAGACAGAGCUUGGAGACAAGGCAAGUUCUGGGGAAAACCAUGAACAGCAAAAGCAGUUUGGGUCCCAAAACAUUCUGCAAACCUCAGUUCCAGGUCCUGUAGUAAACCUUCGACGGCUAGACAGUGAAGGCAACAGACUCCCACCUCGUCUUGGACGCUGGAAAGCCCCUAAUUAUAUACGUAAAAGAUCCAAAAAGGCCUUACGACAGCCUUCAGCGGCUGCGGAUGAGAGUUUAGACUCGCAUUUAAGUCCUGACUCACCAGGCAAGCACACUGUGAGCGGACUCUUGCCCCCGGUUAAAACAGAGGACCUAGUUCGGACACUUAUUGAACAGAACCUCACUGGUCUACCUCCAGUAUGCAAAACCCUUCUACAGAAAAGUCUCUCAACAGAGCCCAAGUCAACAGAAAAGCGUUCAUUGCCGAAGAUUGUGUUGCAGUCCUUUGGCAAGACUGAUGCUGUAAAGCUCAAAUAUGACAUAAGGACAUCUCUACCAAAUUCUACUGAAGUCUGUAACUCUACUGAACUGUUAAAGGAUGGUAAUUUGGAUCUACAAGACCAAAACAAAGGAAUGGAAAAAUGCGAUGCAGCAAGAGUCUCUAAUGGGAUGGAGAAAACUCUAGUGUCCGAGCACUCGAACAAUGAGAGCCUGACUCCAUCCUCAGCAGUCACUGAGAGUGGUUUCCAAAAUGACACUGCAGCGGUGGUGAAAGGGAGGAAAAGAAGAGGAAACUCUGAUGUGGUCAUAGGGGAGGCCUUACCCAACACUGAUGUCUUACAACCCAUGCAGCUAAGGAAAAGAUCUCCUGCAGUUAAUGGAGGGGCCACAAGGGGAGGCUCAACAAAUAAAAGAAGGAGGAUUAUUUAGAUGUGUUGUAGUGACUAGUAUUCCAGCUUCAUACUUUUGUCUGCUAUAAGAAUGCAGCUUUGAUUUUUUUUUUUUUUAUUCCCUUUUUGAUUUCCGAGGCUACAGAUGAUUUGAAAGAAACUGUAGUUCUCUGAAUUUCUUCAUGUGUACCUGCACAGAAAUCAAGGAUACAGGGGAGGACAGCUAUCCCUCGGAUUUGAUGGAUGCAUACGUUCUUAGAAGUGACUGCUUUUUCCUUGUUUUUUGGGGUUUUUUUUUGCCUCUUCAGGGUACUGCAGAUACAGUAUACACUUGAGCCCAACCUGAGGAUUGUCAAGAAUACAGUAACAUUUGAAUGAAGCAUUAAAUUAAUGUAUGGAUAUUACCCAUUAUCAUUUCCUGGGAGACCCACAUUGGGGAAAGUUACGAAUAUGCUUUUUAUUUUGGUAUAUUCAUUUUACGUAGCUGUUCAUGACUCAUAUUUUGCUAAUAAGGGUUUCACAUUUAAGCAAGGAAUGAAUUCACUAAUUGUAUGCCUCCUACAUACCUUUUUCAAUCAUGGUUUUUUUUUUUUUUUUACUGAUUAUUCUGUAGGGUCUAAUGAAUUACUGCUAAAUAUCUUUGGCAGUAUAAAUGCCUCAUGGUCAGUGGAUUGUGAGGAAUAACUGCUGUCUUCAGUAACGCAUAUAAUUGUGGAAUAUAAUUAUGUAAAAUGUCUCAUUAAAUAUAUGCCAAUUUUUUAUGAAAGCGUA